Messenger RNA from Colletotrichum aenigma, 1884 nucleotides. RefSeq names its product putative glutamate--tRNA ligase. Gene Ontology annotation, molecular function: ATP binding; glutamate-tRNA ligase activity. Lineage: Eukaryota; Fungi; Ascomycota; Sordariomycetes; Glomerellales; Glomerellaceae. The record is from RefSeq and is a predicted model, not a curated record. The coding region runs from base 1 to 1884 and encodes 627 amino acids. The transcript has 2 exons. Gene Ontology annotation, cellular component: cytosol; cytoplasm; methionyl glutamyl tRNA synthetase complex. Gene Ontology annotation, biological process: translation; glutamyl-tRNA aminoacylation.
AUGAAGGCCGAGGAGCUCCAGAACCUCCCCACCGCCCUGAGCGGCGACUUCAAGUCCAUCGAGCCGCACCUGCGCGCCUUCGACAAGCACAUGACCCUGCGCACCUUCGUCGAGGGCUACUCUCUCGGAGAUGUCGAGACCAAGAUCUGGCAGACGCUAAAGUCCAACAAGGCUGCUAUGGGCUUCAUCCGCAAAGGAACUUUGGCUAACCUGACCCGCUGGUUCACCUUCAUCGAGACCAGCUUCCCCGAGAUCCAGGCCGAGACCAAGGCCGCCGAUGCCGCUCGCAAGGCCAAGGUCGCCGCCGCCUCCAAGGCCGGCGCCAGCUACUCCCUCGCCCUCCAGAACGCCGAGCAGGGCGUCGUCACCCGUUUCCUGCCCGAGCCCUCAGGAUACCUCCACAUCGGCCACGCCAAGGCCGCCCUCCUGAGCGACUACUUCGCCCACGAGGCCUACAAGGGCCAGCUCCGCCUGCGUCUCGACGACACCAACCCCGCCAAGGAGAGCGAGGAGUUCCAAGAUGCCAUCAUCGAGGACCUCGCCAUGAUGGGCAUCACCCCCGACGCCGUCUCCUACACCUCCGACUACUUCGACUACCUCUACGAGACCUGCGUCCGCCUCAUCAAGGAGGGCCACGCGUACGCCGACGACACCGACCAGGAGACCAUGCGCAACGAGCGCGGCGAGGGUAUCGAGUCCAAGUGCCGCAACCGCUCCGUCGAGGAGAACCUGCGCAUCUUUGAGGAGAUGAAGAACGGCACCCCCGAGGGUCUCAACAACUGCAUCCGCGCAAAGAUCUCCGUCGACAACGUCAACAAGGCCCUGCGCGACCCCGUCAUCUACCGCUGCAACGUCGAGGACAAGCACCACCGCACCGGCAACACCUGGAAGAUCUACCCCAUGUACGACCUCGCCUGCCCCGUCGUCGACUCCAAGGAGGGCGUCACCCACGCCCUGCGCUCCACCGAGUACACCGACCGCAACCCCCUGUACCAAUGGUUCCUCGACACCCUCAAGCUGCGCCAGGUCUACAUGCACGACUUCUCCCGCAUCAACCUCAUCCGCACCUUCCUCUCCAAGCGCAAGCUCGCCAAGAUCGUCAACCAGGGCACCGUCUGGGGCUGGGACGACCCCCGCAUGCCCACCAUCCGCGGUGUCCGCCGUCGCGGCAUGACCAUCCCCGCCCUCCGCGAGUUCAUCAUCAAGCAGGGCCCCUCCCGCAACGUCGUCAACAUGGACUGGAACUCCUUCUGGAACAUCAACAAGAAGGUCAUCGACCCCAUCGCGCCCCGCCACACCGCCAUCCUCGAGAAGGACGCCGUCAAGGUCAAGGUCACCGGUGCCGAGGCCCCCGCCGCGCCCCGCACCGAGGACAAGCCCAAGCACCCCAAGAACCCGGACGUCGGCACCAAGAAGGUCGUCUUCUCCAACGAGCUCAUCCUCGACCAGGCCGACGCCAAGAGCUUCAAGAAGGACGAGGAGAUCACCCUCAUGGGCUGGGGCAACGCUUUCGUCCGCGACAUCGCCGCCGGCGAGAUUAUCCCCGAGCUCAACCUCGAGCUCAAUCUCAAGGGCGACUUCAAGACGACCGACAAGAAGGUCACCUGGCUCUCGACGCAGGGCACCAAGCUCGUCAAGGCCGAGCUGUGGGAGUUUGACUAUCUCAUCAAGAAGGACAAGCUCGAGGAGGACGACAUCCUGGAGGAGGCGCUCAACCCCGUCACGUCAUCCAUGGAGGUGGCGCUGUGCGACGCCGGUGUUGGUGAGCUGAAGAAGGACGACAUCAUCCAGCUGGAGAGACGGGGCUUCUUCCGCGUGGAUAAGGGUCUGGACGAGGGUGACAAGGUUGUGCUGUUUGCCAUCCCUACUGGCAAGUCGAAGUAA